This is a messenger RNA of Monosiga brevicollis MX1, 879 nucleotides long. RefSeq lists its product as uncharacterized. The coding region runs from base 1 to 879 and encodes 292 amino acids. NCBI's taxonomy places the organism in Eukaryota, Choanoflagellata, Craspedida, Salpingoecidae. The record is from RefSeq and is a predicted model, not a curated record. The transcript has a single exon.
AUGUCUUUUGUGGCCAUUGCCGGUACUUCAGGCUACGUGGGUCAAGCCACGGUGCAGGCCUUUGCCAAGGCUUUCCCCAAGGUCACGGUCAAGGCCGGCGUCCGCGAUCCCUCGGCCGAGAAGGCCCAGUCCCUGAAGGCCGGUGACAACAUUCAGCUCACCAAGAUUGACAUGAACGAUGCCGAGAACAUGAAGGCCGAGUUCAAGAACGCCGAUGCCGUCUAUAUCAUUACCCCCGGCCACAUUGACCGCACCAAGAUUACGAUUGGUGCCAUUGAUGCUGCCAAGGCGGCCGGUGCCAAGUACAUUGUCGUCGUCUCCUUCCCCACCGCGCACUCGGACUCUUGCUUUGGCAAGCAGAUUGGCCCCGUUGAGGACCACCUCAAGGCCAGCGGUGUGGCGUACGCCAUCCUGCGCCUGCCCAUGUUCAUUGACAACUUCUGGGGUCUGGCCGCCGGCAUCAAGGGCGACAACAAGAUUUACGCCCCCGUCAAGCCCGAGGCGGCCUACUGCCCCAUCGCCGUGGAGGACAUUGGCCUGGCCAGCGCCACCAUUCUCGCCAACCCGGAGAAGCACCAGAACAAGAUCUACACCCUGACCUCGGCCAAGAACAUUAGCCACGCCGAGAUUGCCAAGGUCUUUUCAGACGCCCUCGGCCGCCAGAUUGACUACGUCCAGGUUCCCUACGAGGCUGCCCAAAAGGCCUUUAUGGACAUUGGCCUGCCCGAGUGGCAAGCCGCCGGUGUCAUGGAGCUCUACAAGUACGUCGAUGCCGGAGACAAGAUGGUGACCACCCCCACCUCGGACUUUAAGGACAUUACCGGCAACGACCCCAAGGGCUUCAAGGAGUGGCUCGAGCCCGUCAAGGGCGCCUUCUAA